AUGUCUCAAGAUAUUGACUAUUAUCGGAAUGUAUCACUGAGACUAUCAGAGGUUCUCAGUGAUAUUAGUGUGACUGAGAAUAUUGUGCUGAAGAGGAGGAGGAUGAUGUUGCUGCAGGAAACUAUGGCCACUACUAAAGACAGAUUAAUGGGCAAGCCCACUUCAACGUAUAUCUUUGGAAGCCAGUCUGAAGGAAGCACAACAUUAGGACUCAAGUCAGAUUAUGAUAUACUCCACUGCUGCUCAGACUUCAAUAUAAUACAGGACUGGGCUCAGUGGCAGCCUGGUGUAAAAAAUCUUCUGAUGAUCCAGGAUGAGACAACAUCUCCUGGCUACUGUCUUCUACAAAAAGUUAGGGCAGAUGAGUCUCUUCCAGCUCAGAUUUCUUUAAUUGUACAUGAAGCUGUACACAAAGAAAACCAUCUUUUAACAGUUAGUGGAGACAGAGUACUGCUAAAGAACACAGUGCCAACAUUCAUCUUUAAAGAAUUACCAGGAGCUGUACGAAAACAAGGCCCUGCACUAACACAGACAAUUCGUGGGUUUCAUGAACAUGAUUUUGUUUUAGCAUUCCCCUGUGAAACAUGGCCUGUGGAAGCUCAACCUUGGUUAAUAAGACAAGGUAAAGGACGAUGGCCUACAGAAGAAAUGAAGAGAUAUUGUAAGACUACAGGAUGUUUUGUUGUAGCAGUGGGCAGUAAGAAUGGUCAGUAUGAGGAACAUGAAUGGAGAAUAUCUACUUCAUUAGCUGAAAGAUGUCUGAUGUUUAGUUUAAACAUCACACAAUUACGAUGUUACAUCCUUAUGAAGAUGAUUCUAAAAACAUUCAUCAACCCUCAGUGUGAUGGUGUCCUUUCAAGUUUCAUUUGUAAAACUGUAUUAUUUUAUUGUAUACAGAAUAAAAGGUCAAAUGUAUGGCAAGAAAACAAUUUGCUUGCAUGUUUGAAUUGUUGUCUUUUAGCAUUACUGAACUGUGUUAGACAAGAAAACUGUCCACAUUUCAUAAUACAUGGAAACAACCUGAUGGCAGGGAAAAUUUCAUCUUCGAACAAACACAAACUUCUAGAAAUCCUGCAACUCAUCAUACAAAGUGAGGGUGGGGCACUUCUUGAAAUUCCUAUUGAUGGUUUGGGGUUGAGAGUCAAGGAAAAAUUCGGGAUGAGAGUUAAGGAAAAACUUAUCACCCUUCAAAAUGAAUUGAUUUCAUUACAGCUGCUGUAUAAUACUGCCAAACAUGUAACAUUAAUUCAAAAAGAUGUUUUAAUGCCAAUACUACCUUGUGAAAAUGAAAUGGUGCAGCAGAAACUGUCUGACUAUAUAUUUACACUUGCUAGAAUAUACUGGGACACAGAUGUAAACAGUUUACAAAAAACAACAUGCAGACUUUUAACACCCUCACUAUGUUCAUCACUAGCAUCUGUGAUAGCAUCUAAUGACAUUUACGCUAACAAUACUGUAUCCCCAGUGGCACUAGCCUUGUUUUCAGCAGGUCUGAGUUCAGAUGUGUCAUCUGGAAGACUAAAACUUGCAUCAGCAUUGUAUUGUACGGGAGAUAUAAUUGGAACAGAGUUUGUACUGAGGAAUACUGAACAUUUGUAUGAUCUUAACAUUGUGGAACCUGUAUGUGCUUGUAUUUGUAUAGGCAAAGAAAAAAUCAUAAGAACAGGAUUCGCCGAGAAAUCAACCAAUGGCAAUGAAGAACUAAUCAGACAUGUCACUGCACAUUGUGUUGUAUUCAUGCAGUAUGAAAUAAACUGUGUUCCACAAGAACUAAAAUAUGAAAUGUUUAGAUUUUCACAAGAAGAAAUGCUCGAAAGGAAUUUUCUUGACUACUGGAUGGAUUGGGCUGUUGUUGACUCUCUGCCUUAUCUCUACUUCCUACAAUACAAGACCUACAGUCACCUUCAGAGAGCUGCAGAAAAACAUCAGGCCCUCACAAACCUUGUCACAACCAUCAAUACAGAAAAAAACCUUGGUCACCGAGAAACAGCGCUAAAUCUACUGGGACAAUGUUUCGAACAAGAAAAUCGACAUAUGGAUGCUUUAUGCUGCUACAUUGUAUCUCUUAAUGUACGUCCAAGAAACAAUGUAGCAAAAAUACACAUAGGUAGACUGCUUAAUGUAUUAGUUAAUGCAGAAAUCAUUUAG
Molecule: messenger RNA, 2148 nt
Organism: Mercenaria mercenaria
Lineage: Eukaryota; Metazoa; Mollusca; Bivalvia; Venerida; Veneridae
Exons: 1
Coding region: 1-2148 (715 amino acids)
Source: RefSeq, a predicted model, not a curated record